CCGCGCCGGCCUCGAUCUACUGCGGCGCCAGAAGCGGCGGCGGCCUCGGGCUGGCGCUGUCACUGACUCUCCCCUCCGUUAGACUGCCCUGCUUUUCCGAGUUUGGCGCAUCCAAAACCUAGCACAGCGACCAAGCAUUCCUCUUCGCGUUCUGCUGCUGCUAGCGGAGAACAAUUUCCUCUUGUUACAAAUGAGUCCACGUCCGCCUGGUGGUUCAUUAAAGCGUAAGAAUAGUCCUAAUGAGUCAACAGGAAUACCCAAUCCUGCGAAUUUUUACCACCCGCAAUUUCGUCAGCAUAUGCAAUUUUCACAACCGCCAUAUGCCAUGAAUAUCCCUUUCCAGCAAUUCCCACAGCAACACCUAUACCAACCUAAUGUCCAAUACGUUGUUGUCCAACCACAAUAUGCUCCAUACUCUUUACCACCACAGCCGCCGCCUCCACCAUCUGCUCAAGUUUUGCCAUCCACGUCAGCGUCUGGUUCGGGCACCCCACAUAUGGAAACUCGCCGAGAGCAAGAGAUUGAUAUAGUCAAUGAUGAGAAUGGUCAACCUGAGCGUACUACUAAUCGAUUACAUUGGACGGAAAAGGAGGACAUAAGAUUGAUAAGCGCUUGGUUGAAUUGCCCGAAGAUCAAUAAGUAUGACACAUACUGGGCGAAUGUUACAGAAACCUACAACAGCACCACCCCUAGAGAUAGGAGAAGGGAAACAAAGUAUUUGAAAUAUCAUUGGUACAAGAUGAUCCCGAAGAUUGCCCGCUUCGAUGACUGCUGGUGCCAGGUCAAGGCAAAAUAUCCUAGUGACCUGUCCGACAAUAUGCAACUGCUGGACAAAACAUGGGCAAUGUUCAACAUGGAAGCACGGGCGAUGUAUCUUGAGGAAGUGAAACGUCGUUUUGCCUAUGGCCACUGCUGGAUAGCUCUCUGGGACCAACCCAAGUGGAAAUCCUACAUCCUGUCUUUGUCCUCCAAAAAAUCCAAGAUGUCUGAGUCCGGGGACUACACGUCGUCCUCUGAAGAUACUGAAGAUGACCUUGAAGAUGAGAUGAGUGAAGAAGGUUGCGUCACAGCAAAGGAGAAACGUGGAGAAGGCUGCGUCACUGCAAAGGAGAAACAUGGAGAAGGCUGCGUCACUGCAAAGGAGAAACAUGGAGGUAAAGGUAGGAUGCAGUCUUCAUCAGAGGUGGAAAAAGAUAACCAUUGCUCAGUAGAUCUUCAGAAGAUACUAAACAUGAAUACAGAGGAGCUGACAGGGGUAGAAGUUCUGCACACAGACCAAAACCUUGAACCUUUCAGAAUAGAGCAGCCAGAAAGAAGGGACAGCGAAGCAUUAAUUUCAGAGAAGCAACCAGAAUUGUCGAUAGCUGGAGCUUCGUGGUACAAUGGUGUUCUGCCUGGGACUGAGCUAUUGGGUGGUAAUUCCAAGUUCGACGAGUUUCAACAUGGGGAAGUACUGAGGGAAGAUGAGCCUGAAAAAGGAAUGAGUGGACAGGGUUACAAGGCACUAGACCAUGAUAGAGAAGCAGUCAUGCAAAACCUUCCUGAAAAGGAGACAGCACAGAUCUGCAAGAAGCCAGACCAUGGGAGAGCAACGGGUGGAAAUAUUCCUGUAGGCAAAAAAGGUGGGCAAAGUUGCAAGGUGCCAAAGCUCAAACGAAAACGCAAAGGCAAUGGCAAGGAACUGCCUUGUUCAUCUGAGGUGCAGGAGGACAUCAAACGUGCAGUGGAUCUGCAGACUAUGCUUAUGAAGGAUCGCGAGAAGGUGUCAGAGGUACAGCUCCGUCUCUCGAAGGAGAAGCUCGAGUUAGCCAAACUAAAACAGCAGGAAGCAAAGGAUAGGAAGGAAACAACACUGUACAAGAAGUAUUCAGAGCUGUUGAUGGCUGACACCUCCAAAUUCAACGACUUUCAGAAGGCAGAGUAUGAGAAGGCGGUGAAGCGCAUGGGUGAGACGUUAUUUGGUAGAGAUGACAGCUAGUAGUCGUUUAGUAGGCUAUGUUAAAUACUUCAUCUGAAGCAGCAGUAAUGGAACGUAGGUUGAUGUUGUUAUAUCUGGUGAUUUAGCUUACUCUCAAUCCAAGUAAUAUACAACCUGUACUGUGUAGAUUCUAUCGGCCCAUGUUAGAUGUAGCUCCCACUUAUAUUUCUAAUGACCAACUUCCCAGUUCCUGAAUCUGGAAUAAGAACAUAAUUUGAUGGCCGAUGGGUUGAAGAUGAACAUGGGAAGGAUCAAAUUGCAAGUCCCUAGCAUAUGACCGGCA
This is a messenger RNA of Lolium rigidum, 2261 nucleotides long. RefSeq lists its product as uncharacterized. Lineage: Eukaryota; Viridiplantae; Streptophyta; Magnoliopsida; Poales; Poaceae. Bases 191 to 1978 code for a protein of 595 amino acids. The record is from RefSeq and is a predicted model, not a curated record. The transcript has 3 exons.